AUGUCUGGCAUCCUGAGACUCCCAUGCAGGAUGGCAUCCACCUGUGCCCACUCGCUGCCCGCCUCUCUAGUGCGCUCUGCCGCCUAUGUGGGGGGCUCAUGGCUACAGUCAUCUGACUCCGCCACUUUUCCGGUUUUGGAUCCCGCCACUGGGUCAGAACUGGUUCAGGUUGCAGACUGUGGACCCAGAGAAUGCAGGGAAGCAGUGAAAGCAGCAGCCAAUGCCUUCCAGUCCUGGAAAGAUGUGUCCAGUAAGGAACGAAGUGUCCUCUUGCGUAAGUGGUAUGACUUGAUGAUGCAGAAUAAAGAUGAGCUUGCUCAAAUUAUCACAGCAGAAAAUGGAAAGCCUAUGAAAGAAGCACUUGGAGAAAUAGUCUAUGCAGCAGGAUUCCUCGAGUGGUUUUCUGAAGAGGCACGUCGCAUUUAUGGAGAUAUCAUAUCUGUGCCCAUGAAAGACCGCCGAGCUUUAGUCCUCAAGCAACCUGUUGGAGUCGCCUCCAUUAUAACCCCGUGGAACUUCCCCAGUGCCAUGAUCACCAGGAAGGUGGGUGCUGCCUUAGCAGCUGGUUGUACAGUGGUAGUGAAGCCAGCAGAAGAUACACCAUUGUCUGCCUUGGCACUUGCAGAGCUUGCUCACCAGGCUGGGAUCCCGGCAGGAGUAUAUAAUGUUGUGCCUUGCUCCCGGGAGAAGGCUCCUUCAGUUGGAGAAGUUCUCUGCACAGAUCCAUCCGUAGCUAAAAUUUCUUUCACGGGGUCCACGGCAACAGGGAAGAUUCUACUUCGAUAUGCAGCCGAUUCUGUGAAGAGGGUGUCUAUGGAACUUGGUGGACACGCUCCAUUCAUAGUUUUUGAUAGUGCGGAUGUUGAUAAAGCUGCUGCUGGAGCUCUUGCUUCAAAAUUUCGCAAUUCUGGACAGACUUGUGUAUGUUCAAACAGAUUCCUGGUUCAGAAAGGAAUACAUGAUGCCUUUGUUAAAAAGCUGUCAGCACUAAUGGAAAAGGAACUACGUGUUGGAAGUGGAUUUGAUGAAGGUGUGACCCAGGGACCCCUGAUUAAUGAGAGAGCUGUGGACAAGGUUGAGCACCAUGUAAAAGAUGCAACGUCUCAAGGCGCUCAGAUUGUAGCUGGAGGCAAGAGAUCCAAUGUUGGAAAGAACUUCUAUGAGCCAACUUUGCUGAGCAAUGUUACCACGCAGAUGCUUUGCGCAAGAGAAGAAACAUUUGGACCUCUAGCACCUGUCAUCAAGUUUGACACUGAAGAGGAGGCAAUUGCAGUUGCAAAUUCCGCCAAUGUAGGCUUAGCAGGUUACUUCUAUUCCCAGGACCCAGCACAAAUCUGGCGAGUGGCUGAACGUCUAGAAGUUGGUAUGGUGGGGGUUAAUGAAGGAUUGCUGUCCUCUGUUGAGUGUCCAUUUGGAGGUGUGAAACAGUCAGGACUUGGAAGAGAAGGAUCCAGAUAUGGCAUGGAUGAGUAUUUAGAAGUUAAAUAUGUUUGCUUCGGAGGUCUAUAACAAGAUACGGUCUGACCAUAGUAUUACGGGGUAUAAAAAGGGGCUUAUGUCCUUGAUCUACACGUAGAUAUAGUGAAUAUAUCACUAGCCUGCAAAAUCUGACUUCUAGAAUCUAACCCCAAGUGAUAGAGGAACCUUUCUCCUACCUAAUAUCUGUUGUAAGGUUGGCCAUACACAUCAUAUAGCGGUUUUUCCACCCCCUCAUACACACGUACACUCGGCUGGACUGACCAUGCUUAUGUUCUUAAUAUGGAAAGAGGAAUAAACCGCUGCAAGGACAUUCGGCAAUGAAUUGUCUCCCUUGAGAACAGAAGGAUAGGGCACGUUGAAAUCCACCUGCCCAACCCUUGUUUCCCUUGACAUCUGCCAUCAGGCAGAGUUCGGAUGUCCACAUUAGUUGGUCAGCCAGUCCUACCAAAGUAGGCAGGUUCAGUUGACACCAUCAAAUGAUUACCAGCAGACUAGUUCUUUUUGUUUUUUGUUUUGUGUAAUGCUGUGAAGUAAAGUAAAAAAUUAGCAAUAUAUUUUUUUUUUAUAUUGAAAGUACCGAUUUACAAAAAGUUAUAUAAAGGGGUAGUGUAGUGUCAGGAUUUUAAUGAUCUAUCCUCAGGAUAGGUCAUCAAUCUCAGUUCAUCGGAGGUCCGCUGGUGUGAGCUCCGCGUCCUCUUUGGUGUUUACCUGCACACCUCU
This is a messenger RNA of Bufo bufo (common toad), 2199 nucleotides long. It is a transcript of the gene ALDH5A1, whose product is annotated as aldehyde dehydrogenase 5 family member A1. Gene Ontology annotation, molecular function: succinate-semialdehyde dehydrogenase (NAD+) activity. Lineage: Eukaryota; Metazoa; Chordata; Amphibia; Anura; Bufonidae. The coding region runs from base 1 to 1509 and encodes 502 amino acids. The transcript has 10 exons. Gene Ontology annotation, biological process: GABA catabolic process. The record is from RefSeq and is a predicted model, not a curated record.